CAAUCGCAGCAGCGGGAGCGGCAGCUGCUGCAGCCGCAGUGGCAGCAGCGGCGGCGGCGGCGGCAGCGGCUCCCCGCGAGUGCAGGAGCUUGGUUGGAUCACCGGCGACGCUUCACUGCCCCGACUUUGCAUGCACCUGCCCGCCUCUGCCAGGAAGAACCGGGGGUGGCGGGGUAUCGGGGCGCGGUUGGGAGGAGCCGGCACUCCAGAGCCUUUGAAAUGAACGUACCGGAUCCAGGUCCCGCAGCCGCCGCCGCCGCUGCCGCUGCUUUCAUGAUGCUGAUGGUGGACGGGGACAGGGACCGGGACGGGGGAAGGGUUGGGGACAGGGAGCAGUCGGAGUCACAGUCCGAGCCGCUACACAACGGGGCGCAGGAGCUCGCCCUCUUCCUCACCCCUGAGCCCGGGGCCGAGGUGAAGGAAGUGGAAGCCAAUAUUGAAGACAUGCUUCUCAGGCUGGAGGAGUUCUGUGGCCUCACUGACAUGAUCAGGAAUGACACAUCAAAGAUUCUGGAUGAAAAUAUUCCCCUUGUUAAAGCCAAAGUGAUGGAGAUGAAUGGCAUAUAUACUAAAGUGGAAAAAUUAGAGGCUUUUGUGAAGAUGGUGGGACAUCAUGUCUCCUUCUUGGAGGCACAAGUGCUCCAGGCUGAGAAAGAUUAUGGAACAUUUCCUCACAGUAUUCGAAAGUGGCUCCAGUCAACCAGUUUGCCUGCCUUCAGAAAUAAACAGUCCACACCAGUUCCACAGAUGUAUGAAUUGCCCACACUCUACAGAACUGAAGACUACUUUCCCAUGGAGAUGCCUGGAACAAAAUGUCCAACACCAUAGUGGAUAUCCACUCACUUGCAGCUUUUCCAGAGAUGCUGUUUCAAUCUCUUGAUUCCUGAUGGUGGAGAAUGAAAUAUCAUAUAUUUAACAGUUUGGCUUUUUAAGAAAAAAAAUUCAACUUUUUUCUUGCUUUUUUAUAAAAGAUUUUGUGUGAAAUGCAGCUCAAAAACUCUAUCUGUGCCCAUUUGUUCAAGAUUAGCCAGAUAGACUUUUGAAUGUUAAUGUGCACACUGUUUGGAUAUUGCCCAUAUAUAUGCAUGGUUUUCUUUUCUACUCAGUGGUGAUCAAUAAAUAAAAGUCACAGCCUUGGUUUGUUUACUGUGGAUGCCUGGAGGUCAAUUUAUUCUUCGUUUUAUUUGUGAACUCAAUAAAAAGCAUCAAACACC
Molecule: messenger RNA, 1214 nt
Organism: Sarcophilus harrisii (Tasmanian devil)
Lineage: Eukaryota; Metazoa; Chordata; Mammalia; Dasyuromorphia; Dasyuridae
Gene: BCAS4
Product: breast carcinoma amplified sequence 4
Exons: 5
Cellular component (GO): BLOC-1 complex
Source: RefSeq, a predicted model, not a curated record